Molecule: messenger RNA, 813 nt
Organism: Cadophora gregata
Lineage: Eukaryota; Fungi; Ascomycota; Leotiomycetes; Helotiales; Ploettnerulaceae
Exons: 2
Coding region: 128-613 (161 amino acids)
Source: RefSeq, a predicted model, not a curated record
AAAAUAAUUAACAAAUUCUUACUCACCUACCUUACCUACCUACAAAUAAACUUCUCAUUCUCUAUUACUUGCCCACAUAAAACAAGUCAACGAAACAACCCAACUAUCCGUCCACAUCCGUCAUAUCAUGUCGCCCCCACCCGCACCCACACCCGCACCCACACCCGCACCCCAAUCCUCACCCUCCAUCUCCUCACCACUUCCCCUCCCUCCCCCCUCCAACAACAACAACACCACCACCAAACACCCAAUCCCAAUCCCAACCCCAAUCCCCUACUCCGAACUCCACAAACUCCACCCCGAACUCCCACCCCAACCACACCAACCAACCCGCACAGCAGAAUGCAACUCAAUGACCUACACCCCCGGCUCUGGCUCGGGCUCCUCAGGGGUUCAAAGACAAAUCUGGCUCCCCAAGGGAACAAUGAGAACAGCAUGUAAGCACCUCCAGGACGAGAACUGGGCUGCUUUGGAGAAAUAUCCCGAUUAUGUCAAUCAAGGGUACGCGGAUGAAGGGGAGGCUGAGGAGGAAGAGCGGAAUGCUUGGGCGUGGCUUGUAGAUGAGACCCUAGAAACAAAGGCGGCGGCCUUGGGAGCUGCAGAAACGAAAUAAUAGAGACCGGAAUUCGUUCUUUGAAAUUACAGCAUUCAUCAAAAAUGGAGGAACAUGAAGCUUAAGUCUUCUAUCCUACUUGUAGAACGAGAAAGGUUCACAGAUCCUUCAUGAUGACAUUUGCUGAUCUCGAAGACUUGGCCAAUUUUCACUUGAUCUGUUCAGACAUCGAUUCAAUGAACAUUAUUAAUUACUUUUGA